Melopsittacus undulatus (budgerigar) is the source of this 5202-nucleotide messenger RNA. It is a transcript of the gene EFR3B, whose product is annotated as EFR3 homolog B. Lineage: Eukaryota; Metazoa; Chordata; Aves; Psittaciformes; Psittaculidae. The record is from RefSeq and is a predicted model, not a curated record. Gene Ontology annotation, biological process: protein localization to plasma membrane. Gene Ontology annotation, cellular component: plasma membrane. The coding region runs from base 14 to 2554 and encodes 846 amino acids. The transcript has 23 exons.
CGCUCCGGACGCGAUGGCUUUGACUACCUGGGCUCUCGGCCCCGCGCUGCGGCUCUGUGCCGCCGGCCCUGUCUGCUCCUGGGAGAUGCUGCACGUGGCCGGAGCAGGUGUGUGCGGCUGCUGCGGCGCCCUGCGUCCUCGCUACAAAAGACUCGUUGACAACAUCUUCCCUGAGGACCCAGAGGAUGGGCUGGUGAAGACCAACAUGGAGAAGCUGACAUUUUAUGCCCUGUCUGCUCCGGAGAAGCUGGAUCGUAUUGGUGCCUACCUCUCCGAGCGGCUCAUCCGAGAUGUGAGCCGGCACCGAUACGGGUAUGUGUGUAUUGCCAUGGAGGCCUUGGACCAGCUCCUCAUGGCCUGCCACUGCCAGAGCAUCAACCUCUUCGUGGAGAGCUUCCUGAAGAUGGUGGCAAAGCUGCUGGAGUCAGAGAAGCCAAACCUGCAGAUCCUGGGGACCAACUCGUUUGUGAAGUUUGCCAACAUAGAAGAGGACACUCCAUCUUAUCACCGCAGCUAUGACUUCUUCGUCUCCCGCUUCAGUGAGAUGUGCCACUCCAGCCAUGAUGACCUGGACAUCCGGACAAAGAUCCGGAUGUCUGGCAUUAAAGGCCUACAAGGAGUGGUGAGAAAGACAGUGAAUGAUGAGCUCCAAGCUAACAUCUGGGACCCACAGCACAUGGACAAAAUUGUGCCCUCUCUGCUCUUCAACUUACAGCACGUGGAGGAGUCUGAAAGCCGCUCCCCCUCCCCGCUGCAAGCCACGGAGAAGGAGAAGGAGAGUCCUACGGAGCUGGCGGAGAGGUGCCUGCGGGAGCUGCUGGGCCGAGCGGCGUACGGCAACAUCAAGAACGCCAUCAAGCCUGUCCUCAUCCACCUGGAUAACCACUCACUCUGGGAGCCGAAGAUCUUUGCCACGUGCUGCUUCAGGAUCAUCAUGUAUUCAAUCCAGCCACAGCAUUCCCACCUCGUGAUCCAGCAGCUCCUGGGACACCUGGAUGCCAACAGCAAGAGCGCAGCCACUGUGCGGGCGGGCAUCGUGGAGGUCCUUUCAGAGGCAGCGGUGAUCGCAGCCUCCGGAUCUGUUGGUCCUACGGUGCUGGAGGUGUUUAACACCCUGCUGAGGCAGCUAAGGCUCAGCAUUGACUAUGCACUGACGGGAAGCUAUGACUGCGGUGCCGGUGUCAGCACCAAGAUCAUCAAAGAGCAUGAGGAGAGGAUGUUCCAGGAGGCCGUCAUUAAAACCAUAGGGUCCUUCGCCAGCACACUGCCCACCUACCAGCAGUCUGAGGUGAUGGUCUUCAUCAUGAACAAGGUGCCACUACCCUCCACACAGCAGUCCAUUGAGGCUGGCAAAGCUGGGGAGAACCGGAAUCGGCUGACACAGAUAAUGCUCCUAAAAUCCCUCCUGCAGGUCUCUGUGGGCUUCCAGUGCAGUAACAUGCUCACGGCACUUCCCAGCGUUUUCCUGGACAGGCUGCUCUCUGCAGCCCUCAUGGAGGAUGCUGAGAUCCGCCUCUUUGUCCUUGAGAUCCUCAUCAGCUUCAUCGAUCGCCAUGGAAACCGGCAGAAGUUCUCUACCAUCAGCACCAUCAGCGACAUCUCAGUUCUGAAGCUGAAAGUGGACAAGUGCUCACGCCAGGAUACUGUCUUCAUGAAGAAGCAUGGCCAGCAGCUCUACCGGCACAUCUACCUGAUCUGCAAGGAGGAGAGCAACGUGCAGGCUCACUAUGAGGCUCUUUACAGCAUGCUGAUGCUCAUUAGCAUCGAGCUGGCUAACGAGGAGGUCAUGGUGGACCUCAUCCGCUUGGUGCUGGCAGUGCAGGAGAUUGCUCAGAUCAACGAGGAUAACUUGACAGCAUACAACCGCUGUGCACUCUUUGCCCUCGGUGCGGCUUACCUGAACCUCAUCAGCCAGCUCACCACCGUGCCCACCUUCUGCCAGCACAUCCAUGAGGUCAUCGAGAUGCGGCAGAAGGAAGCUCCCUAUCUACUCCCUGAAGAUGUGUUUGUGGAGAGACCCAGGUUGAGCAAGAGCCUUGACCGCCUGGGCCCAGAGGUCUUCUUCUGGCAGAGCAAGAUCAGUGAGGUGCUGGGAGGCAGUGGCUACAACUCAGACCGGCUCAGCACACCCUAUGUUCCCCAGCUGACAGAUGAAGAUCGCUUGUCCAAGAGGAAGAGCAUUGGUGAGACCAUUUCCCUGCAGGUGGAGGUGGAGUCGAGGAACAGUCCUGAGCGAGAGCAGAGAGCACCAGCAGAAGAAAUCACAUAUGAGACGCUAAAGAAGGCAAUAGUAGACAGCGUUGCUGUGGAGGAGCAGGAGCGGGAGCGGAGGCGGCAGGUGGUGGAGAAAUUCCAGAAAGCCCCGUUCGAGGAGAUCGCUGCCCACUGUGGUGCUCGGGCGACGCUGCUGCAGAGCAAACUGAACCAGAUCUUUGAGAUCACCAUACGGCCACCACCAAGUCCCUCCGGCACCAUCACAGCUGCCUAUGGCCAGCCCCAAAACCACUCCAUCCCGGUGUACGAGAUGAAGUUCCCAGACCUGUGCGUGUACUGAAGGUGGCCCCGCUGGUAGGGCAGAGCCACCGCUGCACAGCUCGCACCAAAGGACCUCUCGGGCAGAGACUGCUGACCCUGCGGGGAGCACAUCCUCCUGCAGGACGGGUGGGGACACGGACACUGAGGCCACCCCUCAGAUUCGUUGGCACCACAGACCCGUCUCCCGUACUUUAUUGUGUCCAUGUUUCCCGGCAGUUGGUGGUGCAGGAGGCACAGCAGCGCGGGGAGGUGGGUAUUCGCUGUGACCUCCAUCGCUGGUUUCUGUUUUCGGGAAGGGGAGAGGAGAUGCUCUGGCUCCGAGCAGAGCACGUUGUUCAUGUGCAUCUUCCUGGCAUAAAGCAAACCUGUUCUCUGGGGAAUCCCUCCCCACAUCAUCUGUUGGCCAUGUCGAGAGCCCCUGGCAAGGGGCAACGCUGAAGCUGGAGGGUGGGAGACUGUGGAAGGCAGGAGCAGGGCUGGGGUGCAGCGUGCCCGAGUCAGGGGUGCCACAAAACCAAAACCUGCCUGAGAUGGUGCCUGAGUGAGGUUGCUAGAGGAGAUUCAGUCUCUGCAUCCAGCUCCUGGUCUGUGAGUCUGGACCUUCCCUUAGGCGCAUGCGUCAUUCCCCUGGGUACCUCACUGUGCUCUGAAGCCCUGGACAAAGGGGUUGCCUGGUGCAGCACGAGGAUGGCAAUUGUCUCAUUGGGGUGUGAGGCCGCACAGCAGCCUGGCUGGUCCCAGGUCACCUGAAAACACAAUUUCUUUGGGAAAACCCACUUUUUUCCUUUUUUUUCCUUUUGGCAAAAUCCACGUGAGCCAUGUCCCUUGCCCUGGUCACAGCCAGGCUGCACCUGAGGAGCCAGUGGGACGGGGGGACCUGGGGCAGUGACACAAGGCAGGAGCAGCCAUCAUGCUGGGGCAUAUUAAACACAUUACCCUCUGUUUUCCUAUUUUUGGGUUGGGUUUUCCCAGUUUUGGGAUUCCUGUCUGGAAGAAUUGCUGAAUUAUUUUUAUUAGCAGAACACUUUGACAAAGCCCAGUCUUCAAUCACCUGAGCCAUGAUCACACAGACACCCCAGUGCUGUAAGAAAUAGCUGUGAUAAGAGGGACUUUAGAGGGUCCACCCUCCAGGCCCUGCAUCAUGCCUCUUGCUGUGCAAUAGGAUAGAGCUGGAUUAACUGGAUUUGGGCUGGGGGCAGAUGAGGCUCCAGGCUUGAGAGUUUUGCUUUGACACACGUGGUUGAAAAUUCUGCAUCCUACCAAGCCAAAAGUGGAAGGUGAAGAUGGUAAAGAUGGGGAGGGGAGGUCAUUUUGGGGGUAUUAGUCACUCACAGGGUCUGUCUUGCUGUCAAAUGUCAGUGCACUAAGGUGAGCUUGGGCACGCUUUGCAGUCUGGGGGGGGGUCUUUCCUGCCAGCUCGGGCAUCACUUUCCGCUCUGGCUGAACUCACUGCUUCUGCCUUUGCCACAUGAAGAGACACGGAUCUAAAGCUGGAGAUGUGGGAGCUGCUUCCGCAUGUGGUGGGGGGACUCAGGUAAACACAGCUGCUUGGUUUCUUCAGCCACAACCUGUUUCUCUACCACCUCGCUGCAGAGCUUCAGGCUGUUGUUUUAAGCUGUAAUUACACAUUACCAUCCCCUUUCCUUUCCUCAGUGGCAGAUACAGUUCACGAUUGCCCCGAGGUCACUGCUUGUUUGUGUGAUCGUUCUUUAAUCUGGGUUUAGGAAAUGAUCUAGCUUAAGAGGACAGGAAAAAAACCAGGGUUUAUUUCGGUCUCUAGGCUGGAUCACAGCACUGCCUGUGCCAGCCCUGUCCAGUGCCCAAGGCUCUCCCCUUGCUGCUGCUUCUCCUCCAUGUCCCAGUGUGUCUCUGUCCCCUGUUCCUGAGCCCUUUUUCCUCUCUCUGUCAUAGCUGGUCCUGCAGAAGCCUGAGUUUUGGCUGGGGCAGGUUUUGGGACACACAGCAGGAACACGAAGCUGGCUGCUUGGGGAGGAAGUGUUUGCUCCUGUGGCUGUUCCCAUCUUUUAACCAAACACAAUAGGCAAAGCAACCCCCAAACUUGUGUCAGUGCGGAAAAAACACCCCCAAACCUCUUCAAACCACAAAGAAGGUGGGAAAAUGGUUUGCUCAAUCUGAAGGAAGAGAACCACAGGGCACAUCUUGGGGUGCCCAUUGUCCUGAGGGGCAGAAAAUACCCCUGGCCUCUGCCCUGGGAGCUGUCCUGGGUUAUCCCUGCACGGCACCCUCCUGUCCCUCCACUCCCAACGCUUCUUUCUUGUCCACUCUGUGGGAUCCUGCAGCAGGGCCAGGAGCAUCACCUCCUGGCUGGCUGCACCCCCCAGCAUGUCUCACCAUGUCCCCUCCAUGUUUUGGGACCCAAACUCCACCUGUAAAUGCCCCCCCCCCCCCCCCGCCCAUGGUGUAAGUGACCUGUUUGUACAUCACGUUUAGUUUAGAUACUUGUGUGUGUAUAGAUGACAAAGUAUAUUUCUAUGCAGUUGGCAGUUCCGGUGCAUGUGUGCGUUUCCAUCUCUGUAUUUUGGAGCACUGUGGCGUUUCCAUGUGUAGCCAAGAGCAGGGGAGGAGCAGGCAGGUAAAAGGGCCAUUGGUAUUUUCAAACAUACCAUCUUAAUGCCCUUUUCCAAUAAAUGUUGAUGUUGCCACCUC